Messenger RNA from Metarhizium acridum CQMa 102, 348 nucleotides. Lineage: Eukaryota; Fungi; Ascomycota; Sordariomycetes; Hypocreales; Clavicipitaceae. The record is from RefSeq and is a predicted model, not a curated record.
AUGGCGUCAAAGACCUCGCCUUUUUUGUCGCUCGCUGGCAGUGGUGACCUGGGAAGUUCCGCAGUGGAUUUUGCUAGGGGCAGAGACUUGCUGGAGACUUUCACCAUUGCCGACCGCUGGGCUCAGACGUACAAGUUCGACUUUAUCAAAAAUUCAACAGAGGCCAUGCGUAUCGCGAACAAGGUCAGCCUCCGGGGUGACGCACAGGGCGUCUUGAGUCUUCAGUUCAUGGUAGAGAUGGAAGGUGGUAAGCGAAGUUUUCUGGAUUUUCGGUUUGUUCCCUUUAUCACAUAUGACGAGGAAGACGAGGACGAGAACGGUACAGGUGUCGGGUUUGAAGAAGAUUAG